Molecule: messenger RNA, 601 nt
Organism: Racocetra fulgida
Lineage: Eukaryota; Fungi; Glomeromycota; Glomeromycetes; Diversisporales; Gigasporaceae
Source: the annotation of a GenBank genome assembly
UACUACACCAAUAUUAAAUAUUUAUAAUUUAAAUCCUAACGAUUAUACUAAUAGAGUAUCCAAUCGGGACAUUAAAGGGAUUUUUAGAGGAUGUUGUGCGAAUGUUAAUGUAACAGAUGAUUAUUCUGAAGGUAUUAUACAUGUAAUAUUUAAUAGAUUAAAAGGAUUACCUGGUUGGAAUAUCGAAGAAGAAUCAUCAAGUAUAGAUGAAUACGCUAAUUUACUUGCAAGAGCAAAAUAUGGAUUGGCACCAUCUGGAUGGAUGUUCGACCCUAUUCCUAUAUGGGAAUAUUUUGCAUUUGGAGUGGUUCCUGUUGUAAUUGCUGAUGGGAUUGUUGAACCUUUUGAAGACGAUAUGGAUUGGGAUUCUAUGAUUGUUAGGAUUCGACGUAGUGAAGCACUUAUAAUUAAUGAAAUAUUGGAUGCAAUUCCAGAAGAUGAGUACCUAAAAAAACGGGAGAGAGUUUCGUUGAUUGGAAAGAAUAUGGUGAUUAAUUACGGUUAUACUUGGCAUUAUAUUGUUAGAAACUUUUGUAGAAUGUUAAAAAUCGUUAAGCACGAAGUUAUAGAUAUUGAAGGAUAUGAUUAUCAAUCUAUUUGA